AGUUUGAGAUUACCGAGAACUGUAGCUAUAUUUCAUUAAAAUUUAAUCAGUUAGCUGGAGAUUGUUUUUUUUUUCUUUUUUCCCCUUUAUUUGUAAUCCGCGCGGCGCAUGCAGUCUGCGACUCUCGCCGCUCUGUGUCUGACGUCGUCUGCACGCCACAAAAAAGUGACGUCUGAAUUCGAAUACAAACAGAGACACACAGUCUGUCUCUGAUAAGUAAUAAUUUAUCAUUUAUGUAUGCAAGCCCAUGCAUGACACAUGUAUUUGCUGAAUGCUGUACGUGUAGGAACAUUCGUUUACUUAUGAAAAAAUUGUAUCGAAAAAACGCCACACCACGCUCAAUAAAAUGGCUACAGGAAGUUCAAAUGAAGAUGAUUAUUUAUCAACUUGUGGCAUAUGCUUCAUCAAGUAUGAUCUUGUCAUGAAUCGGCCCAAAGUACUGCCUUGCUCUCAUACAUUCUGUUUCACCUGCAUUCAAGUUAUGAUUGGUUCUGGGAAUCCAUUGAAAUGUCCUAUGUGUCGAAAAACAGCAGUUGGAAUUGAUAAAGUAGAAUCCCUACCCAACAAUGUCCAUGCUGAACACAAUAUUCUUUUGAAUAAGAAGUUAGAGAAAGCUGAAGCAGAGGCCAAAUUAUCCUCAAAGUUACUGGAUGCAUAUUUCAAAUCCAACAAGUCUGAAUGCCAAGUGUUUGUCGUAACAGAUGAUCAUGAGCCAAAGGUUUUGUCUUUCAACGCCAGUAAAGAAGUUGUCAACCAUUUUCAUCAAGCUUCUAUGAAGAUUCCGGAUACGGAAAAACCAGCUAAAUUGCGAAUUAUUUCUUGGGAACGUUUCCUUGCCAAUAAUGAUGCUUCCAACUUUCAUCUGUUGAUGGCAUCACUUGUUAAUAUCUUGAAAACACAAAAUCCUGAUGUUGUGUUUCUCUACCAUGUGAAGCCGGCCACUCUCGAUCGCCUUAAAAAGAGUCUUCCCAAUUUCAAAUUUAUUUCUGAAUUCAGCUAUCAAGAGAUGAGCGUAACGCUGUUGAACACUUCCGUGUUUUAUGAUUCCCACGAAGUCGUACAACUGCCCUUAGAGCAAACUGAUGGUGACCUUCCAUUAAACUAUAACUUUCUUAUAGUUGAAGCGCAUGUGGGAUCUCUGAAACUAAAAUUAAUCAACGCUGAGAUUGACAUGUACGCAAGUGACAUGUGGCGGGAGAAUUUUACGAAAUUGAUGUUGGACGAACUAGGAAAUGAAUCCGAUGCAACAGCGAACAUCAUUUUGAGAAUGGGGGGUUGCUGGGAUGAACAAAAUUGGCAUACCUACACGCGAGACGUUGGACUACCUCAUCGCACCGUUGAUGUUUGGGAAGCUUGCAAAAAACCAAGAAUGUGCAACUUCAUCUGGCCUUAUGACAGCAUGACUGAAACCGAUGUCUUAGAAUAUAAAAGUUUCAACGGUAAAAUGCCCUAUUGCGACGAACAUCGUCUUGCACGCGUAUACUUACGUCCUUCAAAUUCUGUUUUCGCCCAACCUAAAUUCUAUGGUGAAAUUGAAUUUUUAAACAUCAGAAGAGCCAUUUCCUCAGCGAUUUUAGUUGAUUUUUGUAUAUUUUAAGCACAUUCUGGUUACCGUGAUUUAUGAUGACUCUGAAAAUCUAGAACUUCGAAUUGUUUCAUGUUUGACCAAUUUCAGUUAAAAUAUACAACAUACGUACGUUGUAAA
Messenger RNA from Daphnia pulex (common water flea), 1705 nucleotides. Its product is annotated as tyrosyl-DNA phosphodiesterase 2-like. The transcript has 8 exons. Lineage: Eukaryota; Metazoa; Arthropoda; Branchiopoda; Diplostraca; Daphniidae. The record is from RefSeq and is a predicted model, not a curated record. The coding region runs from base 347 to 1597 and encodes 416 amino acids. Gene Ontology annotation, molecular function: metal ion binding.